AUGGUGCUGCCGGGCACCGGCCUCAGCCCUGCAGUGUCUGGGAGGACGGCAACAGGAGAGGGCGGGAGCACGCACGCGGAUCUGGUGGAGCAGCCCCCAAGCACAGCCGCGUCGUUCCCCGCUGCCCUGAGCAGCCCCACGGGGUCGAGCACAUCCCUGAGGUCUCCCAGCACCGGGCCAGCUGCCGGAGGGCUGCUGGUGGUGCAGACCUGCUCCCCUCCAGGCGCCCUGCACGUUUCUGCGUGCCACAAAGCUCUGGAAGAGGCCCAGAAGCUGAGGUUUCUGGACUGCAUCUGUACCCUCUGCAGAGCUGCCAGCACAGAUUCCAUUGUGCGGACACAGUUUUAUCCCCUCAGACUUCAGGUGGUAGAGACAAUUGAGGUGCUGCUGCAAGAGGAGCCCACUGACCACCUGGGUACUGCAGUGCGGCUGCAAGCAAUGCUUGCCAUCACCGCAAUGAGCAAAGUCAAGCUGCUGCUGGAUGGCAAAAAGAACAGCCUCCUCCACAGCUGCUUCUGCAGCUUCUUCUCCCUUCCUGCAAGAGAGGACAUGCAGAACCUGGAUGCUUCCCUCUACUCCAAGACCCUGGAAGCCAUGGACAGCAUGCUGCAGGCGAUGGCAUUCAGCUCUCCCAGCUCUGCCCUCCUGGAGAUGCAGAACAUCUUGCAGGUCCUGCUGCCAUGCACCGAGUCCCAGCGAGCAGCUGAGCGUGAGAGGGCUGUGGGGCGGAUUGCUAGGCUGAGCAAUUUCCUGACCAGCUCUUCCUCACUGGUGGUCUGCCCCCACUUUGCGGAAGUCAAAGGCAGGCAAGCCUGCUCCAAAAAGCAGCAUUUUGCAAUGCUGGGGCGGCUGGUGGGACGUCUCACCCUGUGCUGCACCUGCAAGGACCAGGGGACCAGCUGUGAGGCUGCAGAAGCUCUUCAUAACCUGUACAUCUUCAUCCUGGAGCAAAGAAGCAGAUGGCUGCCAAAGCAUAGUGCAGAGUCUCUGCAGUGCCAAAAGGACUGGGAAGCGUGGAACACCUGGCUUUCACAGUCCAAAAACAUCGGUGAAAUCACCUCGUUGUUUGGGAAAUACCUCCAGCCCGCCGAGAAGACAGAUGUCAUUGUCGCUGCCAUUGAGGGCAUGAGAGCACCAAGCGUCUAUGAUGCACAGGUGGCUGCCCACAUGCUGGAUGUGCUUGUGGCAGACCCUGCCUCCCAGCUGGGGCAUGUGCCACACAUCGUGAGGUGCAUCUGGAGAAACCUGAUGUCCAUCAGGGAGGUGUUGGCCCAGAAGAGCCUGGACAGGACCCUUCUCACACUGACCUGCAAGUACACCAGAGAAGUGGUCCUGAGCCUGCUGCACUGCUCCCCAACAUGCGACAGCGCCGCCAUGGCCAUGUGGAAGUUAAUGGUCUCCAAGAGCCAGGCUACAGAGAAGGUACUGCAGGAGCUACUACGUGUGCUGGGGAACCCAUCACUGCGUGAGAACUCCACCUCCACCGAGUACAACCCACGCAUCCUUUCGCUGGCUGCAGCCACAGCACUACAUGAGAUCUUCCAGCAGCGCAUCUCCCCACGGGAAGUGAAGGCGAUUUUCCCCCAGCUCUUCCUAGCGCUACUCUCCCAAGUAUCCUUCUCCACGGAACUGACCCUGCAGGAGGUUAAGAUCUUCGGAAGUGAAAGCCAACAGGAUCAGUGCACAGUACAGGCCAUAAAAGCGCUGCUGUGCUGUGCUGGCUUUAAGAAACAGGUGCAUUUCAUCGAGAGGAAGGGUGGCUGGGAUGCCCUCCUUGACGAUGAGACCCACCUCAGGGGAGUGUCUUUGCUGGCCAGAGAGAUGGUAAAGACCCCACGACGCCUGCGUUCCUCCAUCUUCUGCCAUCUGGCAGCACUGCUCAGCAGCGAGAACUGUGCCUGGGAGGUCGUCGCUAUGGCUUUCUUCAUCGAGCUGCUGGUGUGCACUGACCUUAGCAAAGAGGUUGACUGUGUCCUGGACCUCUUCCCAAUGUAUCUGCGGAGUCAGCACCUGGGGAUGCGCAGCUUGGUGCUCAGAGGCCUCCUCACACUGUCCGAGAGACCUGAAAUGGCAAGAAAACUGGACAUCCUGCUGCCAGACAUCAUGGAGCAACUGCAGGCUGCUGACAGCGACCUCAGUGCAAAGGCGCUGCCUGUCCUCAGCAACGUGCUCAGUCUCGUGGGCAGGCAGAUGGCCAGGCCCAUCGUUCUGCAGCUGGCUGAGGAGCUCCAGCCACUCUUUGAUGAUGAGUCUAGCUUUGUGCGAGAGCGCUCCAUCCGUCUCUUCCAAGAUGUGAUGGAGAUUGAGGUGGGCACUGAAAAGCAGCAGAUGAAGAAGCAAGUGGAGAGGAGCCUGCUCCCACUCUUCUUCCAUUUGCAUGAUGGGAUGCCAAGCGUGACCCAGGCCUCUCGGGAAGCCUUCCUCAGUGCUGCAGGGCUCCUGAAGUGGGAGAAGCUCAGGCACUUCAUUGAAACUGCACAGACGUGGAGGAUUGGCGAGUGCCUGCUGAGGAGGAACAGAAGCAGAGCAGAGGACUACAUGCGCCAGAGCCUGCCGUAUUUGAAGAGCUCCCAGGAGUCCUUGCGAGAGGCAGCAGUGAGGUUCAUUGGGCUCGCUGGGCGGCACAUGAAGGACCUGAGCGAGGAGAACCUGCAGCACAUCUGCAAGGGCGCUGAGCCUGGUGGGGAGCAGAGAUGCGAGCCCAGCCCUCACAUCGUGCUGUCUGGCACAGAGGAGGAGAAGGCAGAGGAAGAGGCCUUUGCAGAGGAUCUCAUUGGCGACCGCCUAAAAGAAGAUGUGCUCGAGCAGAAGGGCCGAUUGCAGCGGCUGGGCGCCAAAGAUGUGCAGCCUCCAGAUCCAGCGAGCAUCCGAGUGUUGCGGGGGCACCAGCUCCCCAUCACCUGCCUCGUCAUCUCUCCAGAUGACAAGUUCAUCUUUUCAGCUGCCAAGGACGGUGUCAUCAUCAAAUGGGAGGUGGAGAGUGGGAAGAGGUUAUGCAUGGUGCCUGGAGGGAAGAAGGGUGCUGAGGAGCAGCAGAUGGGGCAUACGGCUCAUGUCCUCUGCAUGGCUAUCUCAUCGGACAGCAAGUACCUGGCAACCGGAGACAGGAACAAACUGAUAAUGAUCUGGGAGGCAGCCACCUGUAAGCACCUGUACAAGUUUACUGGUCAUCGUGAUGCUGUGUCGGGCCUGUCCUUCCAGAAGGGUACACAUCAGCUGUACAGUGCUUCCCAUGACCGCUCCGUCAAGGUCUGGAAUGUGGCGGAGAAUGCAUACAUAGAAACCCUAUUUGGGCACCAGGACAUCAUCACAGGGCUGGACAGCCUGAGCCGGGAGUGCUGUGUGACAUCAGGGGGACGGGAUGGCACAGUGCGGGUCUGGAAGAUCCCUGAGGAGUCACAGCUCGUGUUUUAUGGGCACCAGGGCUCUAUUGACUGUAUACAGCUCAUCAAUGAGGAGCACAUGGUGUCAGGUGCAGAUGAUGGGUCCAUCGCCCUGUGGGGACUGAUGAAGAAGAAGCCGCUGGCACUAGUGAGGCACGCUCAUGGCACACAUGGCUCCCAAGGCUUGCAACAGCCAUACUGGAUCUCAGCAGUGGCUGCCCUGCACAACAGUGACCUUGUUGCUACAGGCUCACACAGUGCCAGCGUGAGGCUGUGGAAAUGCGGCGAAGGAUUUCGGAAACUGGAGCCCCUCUUUGACAUCCCCCUGGUCGGCUUUGUCAACAGCCUGAAGUUCUCAGCAGCAGGUGAUUUCCUGGUGGCUGGCCUCGGGCAGGAGCACCGGCUAGGCCGGUGGUGGAGAAUCAAAGAAGCCAAAAACAGCAUCUGCAUCAUCCCCCUGAAGCAGAGAGCAGGCACCACCUAGCCACCUCCUAGCCCCUUUGCUCACUGUCCCCCAGCCCUGUCCUCAAGAACCACUGGAGCUGUUUCAUUAAAGCUUCUGCUGUUCAUAGA
Molecule: messenger RNA, 3956 nt
Organism: Struthio camelus australis
Lineage: Eukaryota; Metazoa; Chordata; Aves; Struthioniformes; Struthionidae
Source: RefSeq, a predicted model, not a curated record